Molecule: messenger RNA, 1099 nt
Organism: Hippocampus zosterae (dwarf seahorse)
Lineage: Eukaryota; Metazoa; Chordata; Actinopteri; Syngnathiformes; Syngnathidae
Gene: cacybp
Product: calcyclin binding protein
Exons: 6
Coding region: 135-821 (228 amino acids)
Biological process (GO): heart development
Cellular component (GO): nucleus
Molecular function (GO): S100 protein binding; tubulin binding; ubiquitin protein ligase binding
Source: RefSeq, a predicted model, not a curated record
UUUGUUUAACCGCAACUGAAGUUGUCGAGGAAGAAGGUGGUCCAGCGGAACGGACCCACGUGACUAGCGGAGCUGAUACGCACUUGCUAGCGUCUUUCUGCAAAUCACCCAAAACUACACAAUCCAAACCUCAAAUGGAUCUAACCGAGCAGAUCACCCAGUUGGAAGCAGACUUGUUGGAGCUGUCUUCUCUCACGGAGAAGGCGGAGAGGAAGAGAGUGCAGGAGCUGCUCAAGCAAGAGCAGACAAAGGUUGAGAAAGAGCUCGCCACCAAACGUCAACAGAAAGAGCAACAAGCCCGGAGACAGGCCGACCCGGUGGCGUCCUCCAAGGCAGUGUACACGGUCAAGAUCACCAAUUAUGCGUGGGACCAGUCGGAGAAGUUUGUGAAAAUUUAUCUCACUUUGAAAAAUGUGCACAAGAUUCCAUCUGAGAAAGUGGAAGUCAAGUUUUCAGAAAGGUCAUUUUCGGUGCUGGUGAAGGAGCUCGAUGGAAAGAAUCACCAGAUGAUCGUUCUCAAUCUGUUGUAUCCAAUUGAUGAGCAGAACAGCAGCACCAAGAUAAAAACAGACAUGGUUGUGAUCAUGUGCAAGAAGCAGGCAACCAAGAAGUGGGAGUUCCUCACCACGGUAGAAAAACAGUCCAAGGAGAAAGAUAAGCCCAGCGUCGAUGAAAACGCCGACCCCAGCGAGGGACUGAUGAGCAUGUUGAAGAAAAUCUACACGGAUGGUGACGACGAGAUGAAGAGGACCAUCAACAAAGCUUGGUCGGAAUCUCAGGAGAAGAAAAUAAGAGGAGAAGAAGGCAUGAUGGAUUUUUGAACUGCACUCACCAUUCCGCCAUGGCGGGACUACAUGAGAGAUGAUCGUUUCCAAUUGUGACCAAUACAAAAAAUGAGAUUACUUUCAUCACAUGUUGGAUGACCUGCUACUCGCUGUCCAUUGUGUUAAAGAAUAUACAACCACUACUAUUGGGGUACAGUUUGAGCAUGUUGUGGUUUAGCUUGGAUUAAAACAACCCCACAUUCAGGAAACUAUAUUUGUCCUCUCCGAGAUAUACAACAUCAAAUUUGACCUGAUAUUAAAAAUUCAUACGAGCA